Molecule: messenger RNA, 1062 nt
Organism: Penicillium canariense
Lineage: Eukaryota; Fungi; Ascomycota; Eurotiomycetes; Eurotiales; Aspergillaceae
Product: FAD-dependent oxidoreductase
Exons: 3
Coding region: 1-1062 (353 amino acids)
Molecular function (GO): FAD binding; D-amino-acid oxidase activity
Source: RefSeq, a predicted model, not a curated record
AUGGGCGAGUCUCGUCAAGCCCCCAGCGCAUUUCCGGUGCCCUUCGCGCAGCGCCCGGUCAUCAUCCUGGGUGCCGGCAUCAUCGGGUGUGCCGCCGCUCGGCAACUACUGCUACAGGGCUUCUCUGUGGUGCUGGUCGCCGAAUUUCUGCCCGGGGAUCAAGAUAUCUACUAUGCAUCGGCCUGGGCGGGUGCCGUCUGGCAUGCCGCCGCCGGCAUUACGCCGGACCAACGUUAUCUCCAGGCCGUGACCCAUCGUGUGAUGCUCCGGAUGGCCCAGGAUCCAGACUCGGGCGUCAGCAUAGUCGAUGCGCGAGAGUAUCUGGAGCAGGAACCCACGUCGACAUCGUCAAUCUGGGGGAACACGGUCGUGUCCAAGUUCCGGGAGAUGCGCCCAGAGGAAUACCCAUCCAAUUUUGCCUGCGCCUGGGCGUAUGAGACGCUGGUCACCGAUCCCACCCGGCAUAUGCCUUAUCUGGGGAGGCAAAUCCAAGCUCUGGGGGGUCGUUUUAUUCGCCAGCGCGUGGGCGCUCUGCAGGAGCUCUACGACAUGUUUCCGGAUUCACGCGUCUUCAUCAACGCCAGCGGGCUAGGCAGCAAAACCCUGGCGGAUGUGCAGGACGACCUCUGUUUCCCCGAGCGUGGUCAGAAUGUUUUUCUCCGAACGCAGCAAUGCAACACGAUGUACUUCCGCAACGGGCAGGAGUAUACCUAUGUGAUCCCCCGGCCAUUCUCCCAGGGGGUGGUCCUCGGUGGUGUCAAGCAACAAGACAACCUGUCCCCCGUCGUGGAUCUCGACAUUACCCGGGACGAAAUCGCCCGUGCACACAGACUGGCCCCCGAAAUUGUCCCAGCGCACCCACCAGAGGACGCUAUCAGUCAUAUUAUUGGGAUUCGGCCGUCACGAAAAGGUGGGUUUCGUCUCGACUCCCAGUCGCAAGGAUCACGUACCCUCCUGUCAGCUUAUGGGUUUGGAGGAGGUGGAUAUGCAUUUUCAUAUGGGAUUGCGGAUGCGCUAGUAAAGAUGGUGGAGCGGACAGAGCGGGAACAUGUCAUUUUGUAG